CUUAGCGGUUGGUUGGUGUAUCCGCUACGAGAGGGGAAGGAAACCAAAAAAUAGUGGUGGGGGUGGAAAGCGCUGGAGUAGGGUAGGAAAAACAGCAGGCGAAUAGCUUACCUAUUAAAUACGAGAUUAUUUUCUUUCAGUUGUCAGUUCUUCGUUUGAUAGUAUAACAUAAAGGUGAAAGUGAUAACGAAUAACGUGAUCUUCCUCUACCAGCCUAUCAACCCAGUCCAAAUAGGCGUAAACAUGUCAUGUAAAAAUUAAUUAAAUAAAAAGCGAUAUCAUUUUACGAACUAGAGAUCAGCUGACCCAUCGACCGGAUCAACUGCUUUUCAAAUUCAGGGAGGCUGCUCUGAAAGUAAUAAACUCACCUCGGUUGAAGCAUGUAGAGAUUUUGAGGUGACCCUGACAAUUAGAGAUUCUAGUCUGUGAAGUGACUUUUUCUUUUUGUAAUUUUUCACUAAACGAAAUGGCAACCUACACGGUCUACAGGCACGUUGAGCUCGAUAACGUUGGAUAUGGGAAAAAGAGGGUAUUGAAGCCCCCUGGCGGAGGAAGCAGCGACAUUUUCGGCGCUGGACCAGAGGAAACCAGCCCUCGUCGGAUUAAGUCUCAUAACCAAUCCCAGCUGGGAUCAUCAUUUUUUAGUGAGACUACCAGCAAUGAUCCAAGCAGCAACGGCCCGGAAACACCGAGGGUCACCAGUAAGCCCGGUAAUGAUUCAUACAAACGUCUGUUCGGUCCUCCCGAUGCCCCAUCUACCCAAAAUUUGAAAAAUCACAUGCGCAGCAAUAUCCCUCUAAACGAGGAGAGUACGGCGGUUAUAUCUCCCGCCAAAAGUACAUCAAGCAGCAAUGGCUCCAUCUCUAGUAGCAGUAUUUCGAACGGAAACUCGCACAGCAAUGAUAAUACAGAUGGUAACCCGGUAACCGGAACUGGAUAUGCAGCAGACCAGCAGAAUAAUGCGAUGCCAGUGCAAAAUGAAAGUGGAAAUGCAAACUCCAGCGGUUCUGAAAAGUCGACAGAUAUAUCUCCUGGCACCGGCAGCAUGUCCAAUAAGGUUCAGCGUAAUCGCGUUCCUCCUGGUGGCUACUCCUCCGGGCUUUGGUAAAGCCUUAAAUUUCGACAAGAUCCCACUUGAAUUUCAUAAACCUCUAAAAAAUGUAUCUCCAUCCAAAAAAGAAAAAUUCUUAUUUGCUUUCGACAAGGGCCUUGAAACAAUUUUAUGAAUUUUAAAGAUAGGCCUCCGACAGUCCCUGUUUGUAUUUUUUGGUAUUAAAAUUACAUCAUUACUGUUGAAUCGCAUCGAUAAUAACAUCUUCUAAAGCGAAAAUCAACACUUCGACAUCAAUCUCGAAAUUUUAUAUUAGAUAUUCUCUACUUGUGGUUGUUUUUCUCGGAAAAACAACCUACUAAUUUGGAAGACUUCGUACAAUGAUACAAUGGGGCAUUGUAUCAUUGUACGAAGUCAAAAUAUAAGUGCUUUUUAAAUCUUUGUGCCUUCUUUAUUAUUCAGCACGUAGGAUACAAAAUUUAUAUGUUACUAAUGGUACGUUUUACUUGGUUCUUUUACUGUCAUAAAUGGAUUCUGAAAAUCUAAAAAUAAAACAUUUUUGUGAACUGUUUUUAUAGAAACAUACAUUUUUUUUGUAUACUGGUUUCAAAAUUACACAAACUCAUAUAUGAUAUUUUUCCUGAUAAAAGUUUCCUUCAAAUUUAUCCAUGUACUAGAUUUUAUUAUCAUUUAAAAAUAUUGACUUAUUUGAAUCUAGGGAGAAGACAACUUAUAUUUAAAAACAAAAAAUGGAAGCCGCCUGGAAGUUUUGUUAACAUUGCCACAAUGUGAGAUUAAUUCUAAGUAACAAAAUAGACAAAUUUCUUCGAAACGGAAGUAAAAUAAUGGUAAAUUCAUUUUUUUGCUUGGUUGAAAUUCAUAAAAAAAUGUAUGAAGAAGAUAUUCCUAAUAUACUAAUUUGGAAGUUACUCCUUCGCUCCUACGUGGCUGAUUAUAUUGUAUUUUUUCUAUUGAUGAAUAUACCUUACAAUUAUUAAAUAUGUAAUUUCGUCCAUUGUCAUCUAGCAGAAUUGCACCUUACACGUAUACGCAUAACACAUAAAGAAUGUGAAUCGCUUCUGUUUCUUUUUUUUUUUUGGUGUGCGUAAAAUUAUAUGGAUUUGUAAUGCCUUUUCAUUUGUCGUAAAUAUCCUUUUGGUAUUCACAAUAAUAAAAUUUUGCACGU
This is a messenger RNA of Belonocnema kinseyi, 2237 nucleotides long. It is a transcript of the gene Jupiter, whose product is annotated as microtubule-associated protein Jupiter. The transcript has 3 exons. The coding region runs from base 467 to 1108 and encodes 213 amino acids. Gene Ontology annotation, cellular component: nucleus. The record is from RefSeq and is a predicted model, not a curated record. NCBI's taxonomy places the organism in Eukaryota, Metazoa, Arthropoda, Insecta, Hymenoptera, Cynipidae.